AUGAUGGCAACAGACCCCACAGAUCACCCGGUGAAUCCCCUAGCCCAAUUCACCAAGCUGGGACCCUCAGUCUACCUACAAGACCCCAAAGAUACAACACUACGAGAUGGUCGGCCAGUGAUCUUCAUUGCCUUCUGGAUGAACGCCCCGCCCCGCGCGCUCGCCAAGUAUGUCGUCGAAUACAGACGAAUCAUACCCACAGCACGAAUCAUUUUCAUCCGCAGCUCAUCGAAUGACUUCUUCCGUGCUACAGCGAACGCCCAACAGGCCCGAGUCGCGCCUGCGGUGGCAGCUCUCCGCGCCUCUGUGACCCCUGAAACUCCCGCGUUCAUGCACCUCUUCUCGAACGGCGGUGUCUUCGGUACUACCCAUUUGCUCAAAGCAUAUCGCCAGGCGACAGGGAAGCCAUUGCCGAUCUCCUCAAUGAUCAUCGAUAGUGCUCCAGGCACUGCGAGCACUUCUGCCGCAAUGAAAGCCUUCUCUUAUGCGCUGCCCAAGCUGUGGAUUUUCCGCUUGCUUGGCAAAAGUGCCUUAUGGAUCACACUGGUCCUGAUUAAGAUCUACCAGACUAUCACUCGGUCUCCAGAUGCAGUCAGCCUCGCCCGUAAGGCGAUCAAUGAUACCAGUCUCGUGCAAGCGGCCAAUGCUAAGGGGGUUCUCACCCGGUGCUAUAUCUACUCCGAUGCGGAUGAUCUAGUGGAUUGGCGUGACGUGGAGAAGCAUGCUUCGGAGUCGGAAGCGUCCGGCUGGGUGGUGCGCCGUGAGAAAUUCCAAGGAACGCCGCAUGUUGGCCAUAUGAGAGCGCAGCCGGAGCGGUAUUGGUCCAUUGUCAAGGAGUAUCUGGAACCCGCGCAGGCCGCCUCGUGA
Penicillium subrubescens is the source of this 867-nucleotide messenger RNA. Its product is annotated as TMEM53 family protein. The coding region runs from base 1 to 867 and encodes 288 amino acids. The transcript has a single exon. The record is from RefSeq and is a predicted model, not a curated record. NCBI's taxonomy places the organism in Eukaryota, Fungi, Ascomycota, Eurotiomycetes, Eurotiales, Aspergillaceae.